AUGUUCCGAAGAUGCAGUGGCACCUCUACGACGUGGGUCAAUUUCGACACGAUCCCGUGCACAACUCUGAGCAGCUCUGGCCGAGCCAUCUGGAAUGCACUUUCCGGCGAGGUCGACUCCAUGAUAGCUCAAGGUGAGGAAGAAAUUCAGAGGCGGAAGAAGGAAUUGGAGGCUCGCGGGAAGUUUGGCCCCAAGAAAUUGGAGGUGCCAGAGCUUCCGUUGGUGCGGCUCCGAGUGGAACAUUCGGGGUUCGACACCAUCUCCGGCGCAACCUUCGGCAACCAAUUCGUGGGCCGGGUAGCGAAUCCGGAUGAGGUGCUGCUUUUCCAUCGACGUGCCGGCGGUGGGGCUGUGGGAAGCCGAAAGGUUCAAGGCCUCGGCGACAUCCUCGAAAUUGAGGAAAACACCAUGCCGGGCGACGAUGGUGUUAAGAUUCAGGACAUCAUCUACAAAUACAUAGAAGGUGAGCAGAACCUCCAGGUUCUUCCUGAACCAGAUCUGAACGACGCCGUGCAGUCAUUUGUGCACAGAUCCGAGCCCUGUGCCAUCGAGCGGUUUGUCAAACAGGCGGUGGAAUCCACAAACCAGGCGGUCCUCAAAGAGAGCCGAGCUGUUGGUGAGGAGGAGAUUCGCGUGCAGAUCCAGGACCGUGCAGAGACGCUGAGGCAGCAGCGGCUGGCCGCAGCAGCUGCGCAGGGUUCGCUCUCAGGCCCGCCGACUGAACGCGCAGACAGCCUUGCCAAGCGAGAGCUGGACCUCUUGGAGGAGCCACGCGCUCCUGCCGCAAGUAUGGCGGAGGCCAUUCCCCCGACCGCCUUCCAAGCCGAGGAGGUUGAGGCCCCACGCAGAGGCCGAGGUGCGCGAGGAGGCCGAGGUAGCCGAGGAGGACGAGGCCGUGGCUCCAAGCGGUCGCAAGACGACUUCGACCUGGCACCAACCCCUGCAAAGCAGCCGCGAAUCGCUCGUGGCGAUGCUCGUGUGGCUGCUUCCCAAGCUUCACCCCAAGCAUCCCAAGCCCCACCCGCCCCUCCCGCCCAGCCCUGUGCGCCCACCACAGCUCAAGCCUCCACGGCCACAGUGCCGCCCGCAGCGGCCACGCCCUUCUUGCCUAGAAGGGCCGGGGCAGUGCCAGACGCUGCCGAGAGCUUCCUUGGGGCAUCCCAGCACAUGUCUCAGGCCCAACUCCAACCCCCUCCCAAGAGACAGUGGGCCCUGAAAAAAGGGUCCUAG
Messenger RNA from Symbiodinium sp. CCMP2592, 1230 nucleotides. The record is from the annotation of a GenBank genome assembly. Lineage: Eukaryota; Dinophyceae; Suessiales; Symbiodiniaceae.